AUGCUGCGUGAGGACAAGGGACGCUGCCCCCGCGGCACUCUGCUCCUGGGGGUCCAGCUGGAAAACGUUGGUUUUCCCUCUCGUUUUCCCCCCGACGCUGCAGGGAUUCAGUCGCAGCUUCGCCUGGUGAAGCACGGCGAAGGGGGUUUCUCCAUCUUUGUGGGUCUCAACGGCACGAAGGAAGAGCUGGGCCUGGAAUCCACUAAUUACUUCAUCUACCCGGGAAACGACCUGGAUGAAAUGAUGCAGCGCUAUCUGACGUCUUCCAGGGACAAGGCUGCGGAGAACAUCCCUUUCCUCUUCGUUACCUGCCCGUCGACCAAAGACCCCACCUGGGAGAUGAGGCACCCAGGCAAAUCCACGCUGUCCGUCGUGACGUUCGCCAAGUACGAGUGGUUCGAGGAGUGGAAGGACAAGCCAGUCCUCAAGCGGGGAGACGACUACGAGGAGGUGAAGCAAGCCUUCGUGGAUGCCAUCAUGAGGACCGUCUUCAAGCUCUACCCCCGCAUCGAGGACCGGAUCGAGUACCUCUCCGGGGGGACGCCGCUCACCAACCAGCACUACAUCGGCAGCGCCAGGGGCGAGAUCUACGGGGCGGACCAGGACAUCGCCCGCCUGCAAGCCGAAGCUAUAGCCACGCUUAGGGCAGCACUCCUCUGCGCGCCGGCCGGGAAAAAGCUGGUGCUGACGCCGUUGCGAUGGCAAAAGCCUUCUCCCAAGACGGACCCGAGUUGCCCGGGGCUCGCAGGCAAGGCCCAAGUCGUCUUCACGCAGGUGACGGGCAGCGGGCGCGUGGGUGAUGCUCUGGAGGAGGCGGGCAGCACCUUCCCGCGUGGUGCUCCAGGCAGCUCAGCAGCAGAGCCCGGGGAGGGCAGCGGGGAAAAAGGGACACGGUUUGAGAAAACCAACAGGAAAUCCCUCUGA
Molecule: messenger RNA, 924 nt
Organism: Struthio camelus australis
Lineage: Eukaryota; Metazoa; Chordata; Aves; Struthioniformes; Struthionidae
Source: RefSeq, a predicted model, not a curated record